CAUGGUGAUAGGGGAAGGAAUUCCCCCCGAAGCGAUAAAAGUUUUCGUCCGCUAGAGGGCAGCAUAUGUGUUGUUAGUGAGUCUGGGGAUGAUACAUCGAUGGGGGAUAGAGCGGAAAACAGUGAAGCUGGGAUUAUUAACGAUAGAAUGAAAACUGCCAAACCUGAUUUAUUUUACAGAGAAAAUGGCCAACCAAUUACUGUGUGAUUUCGGUGAUUCCUCGAUUGGCACUCGAAUCAUCAGACGUUUAUCUACCAGCAGGACACCUUAAGUAAUUUAUAAAUAUUCUCUCUUUUAACAUAUGUAUAUAACGACUGUAGAAAUCUUGCAUGUCGGCUAUAAUUCCGUGCUCGUUGGUGCGUCCAGUAGCCUGGGAUCCCCUACCUACACCUGUGUCUAUAUGUGUACUCCAUUUUAUUGUGCUACAUCAACUUAACCUGUCUGCGGCUCAGCUGUGUACAAGGAUGAGGAAGUGUGCUGUCUAUCUACACCCAAGUGUGUAGUGAAUGGAAUAUACUCGUAUACAUAACAGGUGCUGUUGUGAUGAUCUCCAAGACAGAGUCGCGUCAUAAAGGCGAGAAUAACCGAGACUAAACGAGAUUUGACACAUUAACAGUACUGCACAUCUUGUUACCAGUUAUGAUGUAACGAGAUCUAUGCGUGAAUAUGACAACACCGGUCCAGGGAUUGCUGCUACACUGGCCAGUGAUAGUUGUCUCCCUUGUGUGUUGGAGCGCCCUCCCAUUAACAGACGGUCUACAACAAAUGUUGAAUACCAACUCGUCCCGUUCCUGUAAUCAGCCACAUUAUUACGAGUUUGAUAGUAUUUACGAUGUCAGCUCUAACACGGCUGUGACAGGAAGUAAGUGCGAGGUGACCUUCACCAAGUCCACCUGGAGUGACACCAUGUGGGAACAGCGUUGUAGUCUUUGUGUAAAGAUCAAUACCUUCACCAUCCACAGCUGUCACUUCAAAAUGAUCUACCACGACGGUCUCGCCGACGUCAAACCAAAGACGUUCGACUGUCACACAUUCCCGCCAUUGUUAUGGUGUUCUAGUAACAACGACCUGAAACUCGUUUUCAAGGAACUGAAGAAAUACAAGGGAGAUAAAUACACAAUUGAUCUGCAGGUGAAACCCUACUGCUCCAAAAACAACACUAAAGGAAAUGCGAGGCCGACACCCUCUCCGCCAGGGAAGACGUAUGAGGAGAAGGUCCGAGAGGAAGAAAAGCGAAGGAGAGACACUGUCAUCAUCGCUGGUUCUCUCAUUUCUACCGUGUCAAUCAUGUUUGUACUGUGCUACCUCACAUACUCCUGCUGGAAACGGAGAAACCCACGACCAAACACUUCCUCCCAACCCCCGGGUACCUCUAGUAGGGGUUCAAGCUCUACCCGGUCAAAUCAUAACAAACCCCCGGGGGUUAUUGCUAAUACGAGGAUUCCAAUGGACCGGCACCACGGUGAUAAUCAUUCCCGAGAGGGUCAGACCCAGCCCUGGUAUACAAUGCACCCAAUGACCCUACCGUCGUCAGAGCUACAUAGUCAGGGUUACACGCCCUCCCAUGACCAGUGGCUGGACACAAGAUACACAAAGUUACCAGAACUGAAUCCGAAGCCGACAGAAAUGAAAGGCUAUACAUAUGUGCCGCCCCACCCUCACCGUCUCUCUCCUACAAAGGAAGUAGUAUUCCACGAGGACAUGCCACGCCCACUCAGACCGGAUGUUCACUCGUAUGAUGCGGAUGUGGAUUUACCUCAAAUGACAGGCCCUUCGCCUCUCCCUCCUCCUCUUCCUCCGAGACCAAACCUCCCACAAUACCAAUCAAAACAGUAUUUUAUAUGAUGAUGGCGAGUUAUCUCCCUUUGUGAACUCUGUUGAAUCCUGACACUGUGCGAGUAAGAUAGUGCCGUGGAUGUGGUACCGCCGGAUAUGUGGUGCAUAAUGUAGUAAGGAACAGAUCAUCAUCUCACCUGCUGGAAUCCACAUGUGUACAUCUCAGAAUGAAGUGACCUAUAAUCUAUGUAUAGGUGUACAUUACCCGCACUGUCAAAAUGUAUAACAAUAUUUUGUUGUGUUUAUGUGUGUACAAGUUCUGAAAUUGCUCGAAUAAUGACAACCAUUUUGUGAACACGAGAGGUUUUCAUUCUACUGAUUUGUAUGUACAACUGUAAGGCCAUGUAUGUAGAUUUCUGGCAAGUUUACAGACAUGCGAUGUGAAAGCCUGUUCAUGGUCAUAUAUUUGUUUCUAAAAACCGAUUAGAAAUAUGAGUUUUAUUAGUGAAACCCUAUUUAUUUAUAGUAUUUAUUAGAAAAUUCCAAUUUCGUUUAUAUAAUCCAUGUAUUAUAUGUGUUGUAUAUUAGUUCUAUUGCGAGUUUCACACCUUUUUGUAAAUUUUCCAUUCGAUUUUCAUUCAUGUACUUGACCAUCUAUUACUUGUGUGUUUGUACAAUGUUUGUACAAUUGAACAGGUAUGGCACUAGAGUUUCCAUAAAGACUUUACCUCUUACUUGGCUUCCAUGAUAAUGAAAUUAUGUCUCGAAAAAGUGAUGCACCAUGGGAAGAAAACAAACACUUAUUACUGUAUCUUUUAUGAAACCAAGAGUUGGUGUCGUAAACAUAAACGACAUACAUUUUGUAAGUAUCAUUUUGGCCAACAUAUUCAUCUAAAAUCGCCUAACUAUACACAUAAUGUAUCACAAAUAACAUUUUACAUAUGCGACACAGGUAAAAAACAAUCACCAGAAUGUGUGUCACGUGCCUACAGCAUUCAUCGGAAUGUUUUGUAUGUCAUGUGUCUAAAACAUUCACCGGGAUGUAUGUCACGUGUCUAAAACAUUCCCUGGGAUGUCUUUGUAUGUCACGUGUCUAAAACAUUCACCGGGAUGUAUGUCACAUGUCUAAAACAUUCACUGGGGUGUCUUUGUUUGUUACGUGUUUACAAUAUUUACCGGGAUGAAUGUCACGUGUCUACUACAUUUACCGGUAUGAAUGUCACGUGUCUACAACAUUAACAAGGAUGUAUGUCUCGUGUCUACAAUAUUUACCUGUCUGGAUGUACUUGUAUCAUUCAACAUCUAUGUGCCUUAUCAAUGUCAUGAUUACAGUACCAUUACAUAUAAGAGUACAGGUACAAUGUAGUUUGUAAUAUACAAAUCAAUGUUGUAUUUUGGGAAGUGAAAUAUUCCAGUUAUUUUAUUAAUAAAGAAUUUUGUGAUUUUUUAA
This is a messenger RNA of Pecten maximus, 3226 nucleotides long. RefSeq lists its product as uncharacterized. Bases 667 to 1845 code for a protein of 392 amino acids. The record is from RefSeq and is a predicted model, not a curated record. The transcript is spliced from 8 exons. Lineage: Eukaryota; Metazoa; Mollusca; Bivalvia; Pectinida; Pectinidae.